GCUGACUAAAAAUUUUGUUGAAACGGCACCUCUUACGUUAUUUUGUUAAUAAAAGUUUGUCUUUCUUGAGAAAUGCUUGCUAAGUUGUUAUAAUGGGAACACUGUUUAGAUCAUAGGACACGGUUACACCCCACCUAACCAAUUCUCCUUCUUUUUUCCUUUCAUUUUCGUUUUGUGUUUGUAAACAAUAUAUUAUUAUUAAUCACCCAUCCGUUUUUGCGCUAUUAUUUUGUGUUCCGGUGCGCCUUUUUGAUAAUUUUUCGAAAUUACGUUCUUAUAUUAUUAUGCACUACUCUAUGCUUAGUAAUUUUACAUUAGUUGUUUUUAUGCUGUUUGUCUACUUCUGCCAUAGUCCAAUGUCACCAAGCCUCGCAAAGGACCCAUAACUACUGAUUUAACUUUUCAGAUCAAGUUCAGGUGUAUUGAAUUAAGGUUUGUGAUUAUGCUGAUCAUGUUGUGUUAUUGAACAACUAUAAAAAUAUAAUCAAACCAUGAAUAAGAAGUUGUUUUUAGCCAUGAGUCGUCGUCGCAUAUCGUGCCCGCUGGCUGUACAGCAGUUAUGGGAUGCUGUAAAAGUAAUACGAUUUCAAAGGCAAGUACCAGACAUAGAUAGGAUUACAAAAUACAUGACCAAAGUACACAACAUGCAAUCAGAAGAAGUCGCUAGACAGUUGAAUUAUUGUGUACGAGAUAGUCUUCUAAUUUUAACGAAGAGAGUUGGCAAUAAAGGUUGUAAAGUUGGAGUAGAAACCGAAGGGUAUAAACUUCCUGAAGAAAAGGUUGAUAAAGAUAGUCAUGAUUGGUAUUGUUUUCAAUGUCAUAGUGCUGGUGAUGUUAUAAGUUGUACUUCGUGUCACCGUGUUUAUCAUCUUUCUUGUAUUGAAAAAGAAGAUUUGCCAGAAGAUGAUGUCAAACAUAAGUUUAUAUGUUUUGUCUGUAAAAAAAGCGCAUCAGCAAAAGAAGCAGCUAAAAAAAUUAAAAAGAGCCAACUAAACAGGUUACUUUAUCACACUACCAAUAGACUAAAAGAAAAAAUACCUUUACCGUGGAUAGAGCGCAAAAUCGCCACCACAGCUCCAUCCACUUAUGUUUCAGACAGACUUCAGUUUCAAAGUCAAUUGAAAGGAAGUGAUUUACAAUUUAACAUGAAAUCUGCUUUGAGAGAAAAAGAUACAUGGAGAGUAGAUCUACUUAUAUUCAAAAUUAUUGAUCUUCAAAUGAUCGAAGAAAAGGCUGAUAAUGAUGAAUACAAAAAUGUUGAAGAAUUUCGAGCAGAUGUUUUGACUUUUGUUCAUAAUAUAAUUAUCUUUCACGGAGUUCACAGUAGUUUAGCUGACUAUGGACGAUUAAUGUUGAGGGAUUGUAACCGGGACCUUGAUGAAAUAUUGAGAUGUCGUUGUUGUUACAAACAUUCUAUACAGAAAAAUACAAAAUAUUGGUUUUGUAAGCCAUGCAAACCACCUCAUGAACUUGUCUAUGCUAAACAAGAGGAUUAUCCCUACUGGCCAGCAAAAGUAUUGAAAAUUGAAAAGGAUACUUAUGAAGUCCGUUUCUUCGGCGGAGAUCAUCAACUUGGAGUUAUUGACAAAUCACAAAUAAGGCCGAUAUCUGUUAACAUUCAUACUCUUCAAUCCCAAGGCCGUACAUCACAAUGGAAUAAAGCUUGUGAAGAGUUACGUCGUCAUCAAUUACAGUUAGAUAAAGUCAUCUUUGGUCUUGCAGCACAAUCAUCAUCAUCAUCAUCAAGUUCGUCUUCUGAAAACGAAGAAGACCCACUAAAAACGGAUAAAAAAGUAAAAAUUGAGGAUUUACCAAAAAUAAGAAAAAAGAAAGAUCAAGAAAAUAACAAAGAAGAUAAACAUGAAGUAAAGGAAGAAGAAGCAAAGAAAAAAAAAGAAGAUGAAGAUGAUGAAGGCACUCCAAUAUCAACUAAAAUUGAAGUGAAAACUGUGAUUGAGGCAAAAUCAGAAAUGCAGAACGAAAUGGCAGAACUAAAAGAAGAAGUCACCGAAUUGCCUUUAAAGAGAAAACGUGGUCGGCCUCCGCUGUUAGAAAACAAAGGAACGCCUCCAAAGAAAAUUACUAAAAAGUUGAUAACUCCUCCAAAACCAAGUCCUGAAGUUACUGUUGAAAAAAGACCCAGAGGAAGGCCAAAAAAGACUGUUGAACAAAUUGAUGAUGAUACAGCUGGGAGCACAAAAAAAAAAAGCAAAACCAUCAAAGAUAACAGCAACACUCCCGAAGGUUCAAAAGGAGUAAAAAAUCUAACUUCUCCAAAAAUCAAGUCUCCAAUCAAGGAUAGUGAAACGGAUCAAAAUAUAACGUCCACUACUGAGCGUUUAAAAAAUCCAGAUGUUAUCGAAGAUGAAACGGUUAGUUCUUCUUGUCAAGAUCUAGUGAGGUCAGUUAAGGUACAAACCAAACCAAUGAGUAACAAACCUACAAAAAGCGUAAUAAAUAAAAUUCGAACUGAAAUGGAAAAUGAAAAACGAAAAGCCCUGGAUCAGCUCAUUGCAAGGCAUAAACAAGAGAUUGCUCUUUUACAAGAAAGUCAUAAUAUCGCCUUGUCCGAAGUGAAGAAAAAACAAUGGUGUGUUAAUUGUGAGAGUGAAGCUAUUUAUCACUGUUGUUGGAACACUGCAUAUUGCAGCCCUAAAUGCCAGCUAAUUCAUUGGAGUAAUGAACACAAAAGGCACUGUCGUCGUAAGAGAUGAUUUUUUAGGUGUUAAUUAAACU
Adelges cooleyi (spruce gall adelgid) is the source of this 2736-nucleotide messenger RNA. Its product is annotated as zinc finger MYND domain-containing protein 11-like. The record is from RefSeq and is a predicted model, not a curated record. The transcript has 13 exons. Gene Ontology annotation, molecular function: DNA binding; protein binding; transcription corepressor activity. Gene Ontology annotation, biological process: regulation of transcription elongation by RNA polymerase II. NCBI's taxonomy places the organism in Eukaryota, Metazoa, Arthropoda, Insecta, Hemiptera, Adelgidae. Bases 492 to 2714 code for a protein of 740 amino acids.